Macrosiphum euphorbiae (potato aphid) is the source of this 1518-nucleotide messenger RNA. The record is from the annotation of a GenBank genome assembly. NCBI's taxonomy places the organism in Eukaryota, Metazoa, Arthropoda, Insecta, Hemiptera, Aphididae.
AUGGCUGAAAUACAAUCAAACAUCCAAGAGUUUUUUAAAAAUAAAUCCGUCUUCGUCACCGGAGGUACGGGGUUUCUUGGUAAGCUGAUCGUCAACAAAUUGAUUAGAUCGUGCCCUCAGAUCAACCACAUCUAUCUUCUAGUAAGGGACAAAAAAGGAAAAAAUGCGCACGAAAGGCUUGAGGACAUAUUCAAUAUGCCGAUAUUUAAAGACAUCGAUGCAACAACAUUAAAGAAAAUCAGUGCACUCAGAGGUGACUGUAGCCAGGCAGAUUUGGGACUGUCCGCUGAAGACCUGAAUAUGUUAAUCAAAGAGGUAAAUGUCAUAUUUCAUAGUGCAGCUACGGUUAGAUUUGAUGAACGCCUUGACAUUGCCAUUGGAAUAAACGUAAUCGGUGCCAGAGAAAUCGUAAAACUUGCUCAGAAAGUUGAAAAUCUCGCGUCUUAUUUGCAUGUCUCGACGGCUUUCUCCAAUUGUCAUAAUAAACGUAUAGAAGAAAAAUUUUAUAAUCUACCAUAUAACUAUGAAAAACUCAUACAUCUUUAUAAGACAAAAAGUUCAAAUAUACUCGAAAAAAUGAAACCUUUCCUGUUGGGACCCAUGCCAAACACUUACGUCAUGACGAAAGCGGCCGCCGAACAACUGAUCAAGCGCGAAGCCAAGGGUCUGCCCGUCACGAUAGUCCGUCCGGCAAUCGUGAUAGCGACCGCCAACGAACCUCUGCCGGGUUGGAUCGACAAUUUGUACGGGCCGACCGGCAUCGUGACUGGCGUGAUGACGGGCAUAAUAAAAUCUCUGCCCUGUGACCUGAACGCCGUCACGGAUCUUGUGCCUGCCGAUUUGACUGUGAACGCGCUAAUAGCCGCGUCUUGGGAUACACACGUCAGAUACUGUCGUGCCGGGCCAAGCGAAUCGAUCGAAAAUCACACUGACGACCCUCGCAUCUUCAAUUUCGUGUCGUCACCCGAAAACCCAUUGACUUGGAGAAUAUUUUCGACGACCCUGAUGUACUACAUCUUGCACCGGCCCACGGCUAAGGCCAUGUGGUAUCCGACGUUGAUAAUGAAUUCGUCGGUGUUUUUACACAAGCUCACCGUCCUGAUAUUACAUUAUCUGCCCGCGUUCCUGUUGGAUUUAGUGUUCAUUUGCACGGGAAAUAAACUCAGAUUGGUCGACCAAUACAAGAAAAUAGGAAGAUUCACUGACAUAUUGGAAUACUUUUCCACGAGGGAAUGGAUAUUCAGUAAUAAAAACGUGCAAAGCUUAUGGAACAGCUUAAACAAUGACGACCAAACACUGUUUCCAUUCGAUAUUAAAAAGAUGCAUUGGGAAGAGUACUUGGAUACGUACCACAAAGGGAUAAUGACAUUCUUGCUCAAAGAAGGACAGGACAAGUUACCGGAGGCCAGGAAACGUCUUCACGGUUUAUAUAUCUGUCAUAUGAUCUUCAAAGGCGCUGUCUACAUAGGACUCAUGAUGCUGUUAUGGGUGAUUUUAAAAAGAAUAUUUUUGGCUUAG